Messenger RNA from Asterias rubens (European starfish), 2984 nucleotides. RefSeq lists its product as uncharacterized. Gene Ontology annotation, molecular function: transmembrane signaling receptor activity. Bases 119 to 2899 code for a protein of 926 amino acids. Lineage: Eukaryota; Metazoa; Echinodermata; Asteroidea; Forcipulatida; Asteriidae. Gene Ontology annotation, biological process: immune response; toll-like receptor signaling pathway. The transcript has 13 exons. Gene Ontology annotation, cellular component: membrane. The record is from RefSeq and is a predicted model, not a curated record.
UUCAGCAAUGGCAUAGAGCUUGACAUCUGAAGUGUUUACUCCAUUUGCAGUAAGCGGAUAAGUUUAUUCAUCCGGAAUUUAGUAGAUGCUUUUACUGAAUGCUUCUACUUAGAAGUUGAUGCUUUUACGUUUUGCUAAUACUUUUCAGUAUUCUACUACUUUUUAUUCAUACGACAUAUUGAUCCAGCCAAGUUUAAAGUCACUGUUUUCUGAUCUAAAAGAAGCAACUCGUAAAAAGAUGUCAUCGUCAUCCGUCAGUGCAGCAGCCAUCAUCAUUGUUGUCACUGUCACUGUGUCGUUGUCACCGAUUGUGUCAUCGGGUAACCAACUGAAUGAACCACAGCACAAUGACUAUGACAGGUCAUGUUUUGUCCCUCCUUCCCAACACGACGACUCAAAGCCGUUUAUGUCCGUGGACAUUUCUUAUCCCCCUAUGGACCCAGAAAUGCAAGAUGACUUUCAGGACUAUAAAAUAUUGGCAAUUCCUAACGGGACAUGUGGACUUGAUGUGUAUUACGUCAAUUACCAUAUAUUUUUAGCACCAGAAUACAAGGACGUCAUACAACAAACGGAACAGCUACUUACUCAAGCUUGUUUAUUCUCACCUGAAACAAGCUGGUACAUAAAGGUCCUCACAACAGGAAGUCCGUAUGGUUAUUAUGGAAACAGUGUAAAACUUGUACCAGACAAGGAGUUGCGUCAUCUGCCGCCUGAGUGGUUGCAAGGUCUUACCAUUCAAAUGCACAUUGACCAGUUCCCAGCUACAUCACUGACGAAUCGCUGCAACGUACCUCUCCUUAAAAGACUCCCAAACGAAAAGUACAACCUGAACAUAACUGCACAACUUAAUGGUUGCCCAUCUGGCCGAUAUGGGGGUACAUGUAACCAAACAUGUUCCUGUGUUCAGGGAGUUGAGUGCCAUAGCUUCAAUGGGAUCUGUAUGUGUCCCCCUGGACUUGAAGGAACGCGUUGUGAACACACUUCCCCUAGACUCAGUGUACAACAGCAACAUGUUUAUGUACCGUAUGGAACAUCAUACAACCUAACCUGUAUUGGAGACGGGAUGAUACCUGCAAACUACUCUUGGAUCAAAGAGAGUACAUCAACGCGCCUAGUCACUGCAUCCAGAGAGAAAACAGUCCCUUAUAAACCAAGCCCUGUUGUUUUCACAAGCACAUUGGAAGUUAACAGCACAACCGUCAAUGGUGGAUAUCUUUGCGAAGUCUAUGACGGAAAUGGAACAGAGUACAGGCAAUAUGUGAACGUCACCGUCAUAGCCGUCCCAGAUCCCUUCAUGCGAGUUCCUCAGAACCAAACCGCCCUCAUCGACAGGAAUGUUGUCUUCACCUGUAAGACCAAGAAGGCAGCUGGGACCAUCAAAUGGGUCAAAGGUCACAACCCACCAUCCUCAGAGAUCAAGGAUAAAGUUGGCCAUUACGGGGUACGCCAUCUCUCUGAUGGUGUUUCUGAACUUCAUAUCUAUGGUGUACAAUUCUCGGAUGAGGAUGUGUACAGAUGCUAUGUUGGGUUCACCUUCAAGGAGCCAGACUUGAAUUAUGCAGAGGCAAAGCUUAUUGUCCAAUCUGAUCCCCAACCUAAGUGUUCCUUCCAAGACGUGGUGAAUGCCACAUCGGGUCAGGAGGUGACGCUUUUUUGCCAGAUGGAGAAAGUCAAACCAGCUCCAUCACUGACUUGGGCCGUAGAGGGCCGACAAAUCACCCCGCAACCCACAACAGUCAUCACUCUAUCAGAUGAUCAGUAUUCAUUUGAUGUCAACACCACGAUGACCUUUGACCCUGCCCCUGAAGAUGAUGGACGGAGAGUCUCUGUUGCCAUGGAAAGCCCAGCUUGGGAGGGGAGUAGAGUAAUGUCAACCUCUUUGAAUGUACAGUAUGCACCCAUUGUGGAGAUCAAUCCAGACCCAAUCUCGCUUGCCUCAGGACAGGAUGCUGUCAUCUCCUGUUUGACCAAAGCCAACCCACGUCCAACCAGCUACGACUGGAUCCUCAGUCGACCUGACAAAACACCACAGAUUGAUUCCUCAACUGGUGACACCUACCAUCUUAUAAAUAUUGAUAUGACCUAUGACCUGGCAAGCUUGACCUGUAGAGCUGGGAAUGAGGUUGGGGAGACGAAUGAUACAGUGAGGAUGAAAGUGACAGAGAAUGGCUUCACACCGGCUGCAACUACAGCAUUCUCCGUCUUGGGAGGAAUGUGCCUCUUGGUGUUGAUCGUCUCAAGUGUUCUUGCUUAUUGUUUCCGUAAAGAAGUUAUCCUCUGGUGGUCUGCAAAGACUGGCAAGAAUAAAGAUAACAAAGACUUUGACGUCUUCAUCUCGUACAAGAGUGGAACACCCGAUGAGGAGUUUGUUGUGCAGGAGCUCAUUCCAAGAUUAGAGCAAGAUGGCUACCGUGUCUGUGUCCAUUUUAGAUUCUUCUUGCCAGGGAGAAGUAUCAUCGACAACAUCUCUGAUGCAGUUCGUCGGUCCCGCAAGACUCUUCUCCUCCUCACCCCUGGCUUUGUCGAGAGCGAAUGGUGUCGAUAUGAAUUUCAAGCAGCUCUCCUUCAGAUGCUGCGCCGUCAAAUGGACAUCAUCCCGGUCAUCUUCGAGGAUCUCGGCAACCCGGCAAACCUCUCCGACGACAUCCAGACCGUCCUCCGUACUCUCUCCUACAUCACCUGGCCCGGUGCCGUCUUGGACGGCAGGGGUCCGCAGAGGGAGGGCGACAAAGAUCGGUUCUGGAAACUGCUUUGGGAAUCCUUGCCCGACAACCCCCUGGGAUUGGAAGAGCAGCUGUAUGAUUUGGACGGAAUGGGAGAAGAUAAAGUUGACACGGAAGGAAAUGAAGAUGUAAAAGUUGAGGAAAAUGCAAUGUUAUUGAUUGAUGUUCAGGCUUGAUUUUUCUUAUUCUGUGUACAGAGGAAGAGUCCUAUAUAGGGCUACUUCGUGUGACAAGGGUGUUUUUUCUUGCGCUAUUAUCUCG